This is a messenger RNA of Suillus discolor, 1921 nucleotides long. RefSeq lists its product as uncharacterized. The transcript has 12 exons. The record is from RefSeq and is a predicted model, not a curated record. Bases 269 to 1921 code for a protein of 550 amino acids. NCBI's taxonomy places the organism in Eukaryota, Fungi, Basidiomycota, Agaricomycetes, Boletales, Suillaceae.
ACCAAAACAACGCUUACCCUUCGUGUUCUGAACUCUGCACUGGUCUGGCACAACUGAGGGCUACGGUGAAUUCUAAUAUAAACGCAACCCACGCGUGACGCGUGCAGCCAUGAAAAGUCACCAGUAUACUGUAUAACUGUUGACGGACCCUCUAGCACAUAGAAUGAUUCCUUCAUCUUGCGUCAUAUGGAACUAUUACGGGCUGUGUUCUCUCUGUCCCAUCACCAGUUAGCUCAUGGAAUCUUUAUUUAAGCGCUAGGUCAAAACCAUGGUUUCCAUCUCAAAAGUAUUGCGGUAUGAUGCUUUGGAUGGUUCCACUAUAUCACCCCUUCAAAUUACCGCAUCAAAAGAAAGUGCUAAGCUGGUUUGCGACGCAGUGGACACACAAGAUCUUUGUAAUUCUACCGUGACGCACCUCAGUGUCUGGCGUGUCUCUACGGCGCAACUUUACGCUGUAAUAUUGGAGAAGGACCAGUACUCACUUGAUCGUCACAUUCGGGAAUGUGUCCACAGACGCUUGCCUUUUCCCGACGUGUUGUCGGGGGAUAAUGUCAAAUCGGUGGCCUCAAUGCACGACCACAGUCGUCCUUUGUCUAUCGUUUCCCCGCCCGUCGAGAGGUUAGUGUUCUACUUCGAGUUCGAGGACGCUUCAUCUCAUCAUGUUCUUAGCGAGUCUAUGCCCAUGUCAAAUGACCACGUACCGCUCCCCGGCGAUCCUGACCUCGAUUCGUUGUCCUUUGAAGAAUUGGGCAAGUUGGUCGCAGCUCACCACAGCGGUGAGAUGUCCCCCGAAGUGUGUGCCCAGUUGGAUGAAUUGUUGAAAGAGAGCGAUGAAUUAAUGCGUAGUGUAAUUAACGAAGAUGCGCUGGCAGGCCCAGACAAUGCUUACGUUGACGGGAACAAGCAACUCACGUCCAACGACAGGACAAACUAUGAUGAAUUACCAGCGACGCAACAAGGGACUGAAGCCGAUUCACAAGAUGUUCAAAAUCCUCAGAUAUUCGAGUUGGUUCCGACAUUGAAGAAUUUCACUGCCCUGGUGGCUGGUCUCCCCCAGUUGUCCCACAUCGAUCAGGGGCUCUACUAUCCUCCGCAGAUCUCUGCUGUACCUCAAGCGCCCCCGCAAGGCCAUCCUUGGUCUCAGCAUGAAUACAACCCUAGAUACUUCAUGAACAGGCCUCCCAACACAUAUACGCAGCCCUCUGCCGCACCGCAAGGCAUCGUAUGGUCCCAGCAUGGAUACAAUCCUGGAUAUAACGCCAAUGGACCCCCUGCACCGCCGCAAGGUUACGCAUUAACCCAGCAUGGAUAUCAUCCCGCUCCCCCCUACCCUUACCAGCAACCUUCCACCAUUGCGGGUCCGUCCAACGCGAAUUACCCCAUUGCGACAUUACCCCAAGGUCAAUAUGCUCCAUUGCAGACGGAAUCUAGUGGGGGCUCAAACGCGGCGCCAACUUCCUUUGCUCUUGACGAGACAGCAUCCACCAGUCCUCGUAAGCGUAAAACCCUCCAGACCUCGGAUGGUUUGAGUCCGUUCGUUACACCAUCGAUGCGCAAGCGCAGACGCCCGAACACCACCGACGACUACGGACCGGGCAAGUUUGGUCUGUACACGCUAGCGGAUGGUAGUGCCACGAUUAUGACCAUACCUGUUCACGACUCAAAGCCUGUCGACAUUCGUAGCCGCAGGACCCACGAUCCCAACGGAAAUCCCCUGCGAACGAGAAGAUUUGGGGCUAUGGAACUGGACGAUACCUACCCCGAAGAAUCCGGAAACGUCUCUGACUACCACUCGUCACAGUUGGCCUGCUUUAUCUUUAUUGCACGCUGGACGUGGCUAUCGUACCUUACCAUAGCGCUCGGUCCAUCUUACAUACGUGAACGCUUGAGCGAUUCGGAGUACAUGAUCAAGGUGUUCUAG